Molecule: messenger RNA, 8141 nt
Organism: Ylistrum balloti
Lineage: Eukaryota; Metazoa; Mollusca; Bivalvia; Pectinida; Pectinidae
Product: CUGBP Elav-like family member 2
Exons: 19
Coding region: 190-2130 (646 amino acids)
Biological process (GO): mRNA splice site recognition; regulation of alternative mRNA splicing, via spliceosome
Cellular component (GO): cytoplasm; nucleus; ribonucleoprotein complex
Molecular function (GO): mRNA 3'-UTR binding
Source: RefSeq, a predicted model, not a curated record
UACUACCCUAGUUUGCCCUAGCUACACAUCAUCACUGGAGUCAGCCUUGUGUUAAUGUUACUUGCUGUCGGAUAGCUAAUAGUCAGACCUGAGAGAGGGAACAGCAGAUAAGGCAUUCCAUAUUAAUAUUAUUACGCACACAGGUAGUGUGUUGAUGAUGGUGUAAUCGCAUCUUGCUGCCUCAAUCACAUGUAUCACAUGGAGCUAUGCAAACGUACUAGGAAAUAUACAUCCUUGUCGACUACUGCCGAGGACAUUCUGGAUGGCCUAGAGAGUAAAAGAAUUCGGAUAGCAUACAAUUCUUCCAAUUUGAAAACGUGUAGUCCGAUGGAAAAUGAUUCCGGGAAAGUCUCGGAUGGAAAUACUGUGUUAGAGGAAAUCUCACCGUCCAGUGUCAAUAUGAUGCAGAAUGGUACCCAUCUAAAUGGAAUGGUAGAUUCAGCUAAUAUAGGAGGAACCAUGAAUUCUCAGCCUCAAAAAACGGAACCCGAUCCAGAUGCCAUCAAGAUGUUUGUUGGUCAGAUUCCCAGAUCCAUGGAUGAAUCUGAUCUCAAGAAAAUGUUUGAAGAGUUUGGUCCAGUGUUUCAGUUAAAUGUGCUGAGGGAUAAAGGAACAGGACAGAGCAAAGGAUGUUGUUUCGUUACGUUUUUUACAAGAAAAGCUGCAUUAGAUGCUCAGAAUGCUUUACACAAUAUCAAAACAAUGGCUGGGAUGCACCAUCCAAUACAGAUGAAACCUGCCGACAGUGAAAAAAGAAACGAGGAGAGAAAGCUUUUUGUUGGGAUGGUGUCAAAGAAAUGUACAGAAAAUGAUGUGAGAAUGAUGUUUGCACCGUUUGGGACGAUAGAGGAUUGUACAGUGUUGCGGGAUCAGAAUGGCCAGAGUAAAGGUUGUGCAUUUGUAACAUAUGCAAACAGACAGUCUGCACAGAAUGCGAUAAAGAGUACCCAUCAUUCCCAGACCAUGGAGGGUUGUACGUCACCAGUCGUCGUAAAAUUUGCUGACACACAAAAAGAAAAAGAACAGAAAAAACUUCAACAGAUGAGUGCCAACCUUUGGAAUAUGUCUGUAGGAAACAACAUGACCCCACAGUAUCUUUCUCUGCUGCAACAAGCUGCUGCUGCAGGGGGAAACAUGGGGAUGCUAGCAAACAUGAACAAUAUGGGGCGGAUAAACCAAAAUGAUAACGGUUCUAAUUCUCUCGGCGUCCAGCAAUUGCUAAUAGCAGCAGCUGCGGCUGCUGCUAGCAACAACCCAGGAUUGCUAGCGGCCCUCGCGGGGCUGAGCAACAGUGCCAAUAACUCCACCCCUACUUCUCCCACGACUUCCGGAGCUAACACUGCCACUCGCUCCAACAUGGGGUCAGGCCAAGGUGAUGGGGCAUCAAACAAUCUUCAUUUGCAGAAUCUGCAGAGUUUGGCAGCAUUAGCUGGUGCAGCAAACAAUGCAGGUGCCCUUAACACACUAGGGAUGCAGAAUUUAGCAGCAUUAGGGGCGACAAGUUCAGCCAAUGUAUCUGGUUCAUUAGGCACUACAUCUAAUUCCCUGGCUGGAAUUACAGGCCUACAGAACUUUGGCAACAAUAACUUAUCGUCCAGUGGCAUGGCUAACAAUAUGAAUGGUUUAGGCUCCAACCCCAGCUCGGGUAUGGAUGCCCUUAGUCAAGCCUAUUCCGGAAUCCAACAAUAUGCAGGUUUGUCGGGUUUACUCAGUCCAGGUAAAGCAUCCUUCCCGAAUGCCUUUGGUAGCCAGACAGCACAGCAGCUGCAGCAGGCAGCUGCCAACUCACCAGCAGGCAAACAAACAGAAGAAGCUGUCUCAAGAAAACUGAAGACCGGCCUCUAUUCAAGGAAUGAGGGUCCAGAAGGUGCUAACUUGUUCAUAUACCACCUACCUCAGGAAUUCAGUGACCAAGACCUAAUGCAGACCUUUCUGCCCUUCGGAUCAGUGAUUUCUGCUAAAGUCUUCAUUGAUAAGCAGACAAACCUCAGCAAGUGCUUUGGAUUUGUGAGUUAUGACAACUCUGUCUCGGCCCAUGCUGCCAUACAGGCCAUGAAUGGGUUCCAAAUUGGAAUGAAGAGGCUGAAAGUGCAGCUCAAACGACCAAAGAAUGACAGCAAGCCGUAUUGAUAAUGUCCGACUGUUAUGACAACGUGGCGUUGACGUGAAGUGGUGUGUCCCCGUGUCCACGUGCCGUACGUCCUUCAUGUUUACAUAACUCAUCGCUAGCCUGUAUGAUUGACAAAAACUUUAAUGUCGCAUAAAUACGUAAGUGUCUCUCAGCAAACCACAGUCCAUCCAGCUCCGUCUGUAUGUCAGUCAGUCACGCCGGGCUAGUGGGCCCAUGGUCAACACCGACACACAUAUAUAAAUAUACACUUACAACUGUCGUUGUUUGUUGUCCUGUUCAAAGUUGAUUACAUGUGCAGAUUCCUGUAACCAAAUCACUGGGUUGCCAUAUAUUAUUUUGGAAUUAUGAUUGUAUGACACUGUAUUGUAACAAGAAUUGUCAUUUUUUUUCUGUCUUUUAAUGUAAAGAGUAUUAUAUUGCCAGUAUAGGUACAUGUAUAUGUCGGUGUAAAUAUAUAUAGUACAAGUAUGCUUUUAGAUAUAAUCACUUUAAAAUGCAUGUAUUGUAAUUGUCCGUUUUCUGUGUAAACAUGACGAGAAAUACCAAAGAAAAUUAGAUUAAUUCUCUUUAUAUCAACCCUGGCGUCUGUGUGGUGCCUCUAGUAAAAGUUAUCUGGACGUUUCAAAGUUAUAGAUGUCCAGGUACCAUAGUUGCAUUUUAUUAAUCAUGGUUUUGGAAUGAUGUAACCCUUCCUUGUCCCUCGUCAAUAGCAGACAUUUGUCAGUGAAUCAUAUCUAUGUCAUUGCUAUUUCUGAGGGUUAGAAGGUACGUUUACCCAAUGGUCUAGAAAAUACCAAUACACAAUGUCUUUAUCAACAAUUAUCUUGUAGUGUUAAAUAGAAAAUGUUGGACUGCCAUGUAUGUAUUUGAAUGUUGCCAUUUAUGUUGAUAUUGGAAUAACUUUGUCUUUUCUUUUUCUUAAAAAUAACAAAUUUCAGAUUAUUUCUGAGCUCAGUUUUGACUCACAAACAGAUUUAUCAAUAUCAUUGUGUAUGUAUUUGGAUCUCCAUGGGUAAAUUUUAUCCUGUAAAAGCAGCAAAGAAAUAGAGGACAACGUAUUCCUCUAUUCCAUAACCUGUAAAUUUCUCAUUAUCACAUCAAACAUUACAUUAUCUUCAAAUGUUCUGCAAUUCCACUAGCACAGAAGAUCAUAACAAAUGGUUUCAACAUUAGCCCUGUAUCUGCAGUAGCUUGAUCAUUGUCAAAUAUUACCCACCCAUGUUUUGCUUAAUCAAGCACAGUAUUAAUAUUUUAUUGUCAAGUAAGCAUAUGUCCUAGGCUAUUGAACAGUCUUGUGAAGUCCUUUUGUGUCAUGGGGGAUUGGAAAGUUUGCAUCAUAUAGAUUGGAUAUAAAUAAUAUUAAGAAAUAAGUUAUUUUGAUGUGGGUGUAAUCGUUGAAAAAAUGUGACAAGAAGGAGAGGAGAAAAAAGAAAAAAAAAUGGUUUUGAUGUGUAUCGUAUUUAGUAAAAGAAAAGAAAAUGGCAGAGAAUCUAUGUUUAUAUAUGGUUUGUGAUGGUUGUGGUAAUGAGAGAUGAGAUAACUAUUCCCCAUACCUAGUUAUGGCAGCCCAGUGUUUUUGUUCCAUGGCUGUUUAUCAAGUAUCUUCAACUAGUGCUUAUAAGCUUACUAUAUCGUAACGUGUAGUGCCAGGUGUUUGUUAAAACGUUUCUCCAUUAGUAUGUUUUUUGUGGUCAUUGUUUGCAGUGUUUUAAACAAAAAUAUUGUAAAGAACGAUUUCCUCUUCAUCUGUGUUGGAAGAGAGAGAGUAAAAUAUAUAUAUAUUGUUAUGGUUUUGUUAAACGGUGUGAGAAGAAUCAAAAUGUGGUUAUUUCUUUUCUUAAAUAACCCAAUUUCAAUAUUUUUUCUUCAUUUUUUGUUUGGCAAGUAUUGCACUUUGGUGAAUGUUGAUGUUUUGGUACACGGUUUUGUGUCUUGAUAUUUCAAAUUAUAUAUCAUAAUAUAUCAUGUGAAUGGUGAAUAAUGUUUUGGUGUGAGUUUGAUAUUCAAACUAAAAUCUGAAUCUAUUAAUACUACUACUAAGUUGAGCUGUUUCUGGCCGUCAAUCUCACUGGUAGUACUAUGUAGCAUCAGGCGUAGCACAAAAUCUGUGUUUUCAUUAUCUGCGUACAGAAACCAUAGCCUGUCAUGUUUUGCGCAACUUUUUCAAGCAUUUACCUUGAUAUUAGGAACUUUCACUCUGUUGUUUAAAUAUGACCCUCUUUAAAACGAAAUUUGGAUCCAAAUAGCUAGGGGGGGAAGUAUUUAUUGUAUGUAUUGCGAGCAAUAAAGCCAAGCUGUAUUGCUGUUCAGUAGAAUUACAAGGAAAGAGUUUUAUUCUUCACUGUCAUGCAAUAUACAACACAUCCUCUGAAUUUAGGACAGAACCUAUUGGCAUCCCGGGCUUGUAGAAUAAACGAGUUAAUUGACUUUUAAAGAAGUGGACCUGUGCCUCAAAACUUUGACAUAAUGGUCAUUGGUAAAGUACCCUUUUCACUAGUAAUUCUUCUUUGGUUCAGGAGCACGUCUGUCAGUUUUCUUGGUUGGUUUGUCAUCAUUUUGUGACGCUUUAGACAUUGAACCAUAUCUAUGUUAUGUGUAUAACUGUGUGUACGAAGCACAGCUGUGAUCAGAAAUGACAAUCGAACGUUUUUGUGUUAUGUUCACUGCUGAACGUGAUUCCUGUCGGCCUGCCACUUGGUUUUCAUCAUAUUUUAUUUGAUAAGCUGUUUAAACGAUUAAGUUUAUGAUUUUCUCUACGAAUAAACACUAUCAUAAAAGAUAUACAAGGUAUUCAUUUGAAUAUCAACUAAGGAUCUGUUGAAAGGGAGUGAGGUAGAGAGAGGGAAGAUGAACAUUUUUGUAGUUUUAGUUAUUCACUUCAUCUGCAUUCAAUUUAUACUCGCACACUGUGAAAUCAAAUCAUGUGAAAGAAAGCAAUAUUUCAGCUGAUAAUGAUUGUAAAUCAAAAUGGCUACAAAUCAAAAUGGCAGGUUGCUGGAGGUUUGAUUCUAUCAGACGUAAGUGCCUUAUUUAGUACUGUUUCCCCAUGUUAUCAAUACGUCAACAUUAGCAGUCUGUUAGAUAGCGAAUCACUUUUAUAUCAAAUUGACAGAAAACAGUAUAGCUAAUAACCUGUUUUGGCGGCAAACAAACUUGUAACCUUAAUAGUAGUGUUUAAAGAUUGUUACGUGAACUGUAGAAUAUUUUUGAAUUUUCAAAAUUCAACCGUUUUGUUCAGAUUAUUAAGUUUUCUUAUAUCCUCAAAUGACUGUUUGUGAAGUUUGUCCUUGUUUGUUCAUAGAUAAACAAAACAUUCUGUGAUAAUCAAGACUUGACACAAUAAAGAAAGACCUUUUUCUGACAGGAGAUUCCUUGGAUUUCUGUGGCUAUAUUUACAUAGAGGAGUCACCUUUUAUAUUUAGAAGCAAGGGGGAAUCCCUGUUGUCUGUAUAUAGUGUUGGGGGAUUCCUUUAUGCUAAGUGUGCCAGUGAGAUUGACUGCCAGUGAUGCUGAAAGGUACUCAGGAAUACGUGUACAAAACUUGUGUUUGUCGGUGAAACUGUCCAUGUAUUCAGUAGUUACAAUACUGUCACAGACAGGGAUUAGUUCAUAUCUAUCAGAUAAGUGUUUAGUGUCCUCUAAUCAUUGGAGUCCGUUUCAAUUACUUAAGGUGAUGUUGAGGAUCUGUAAACGUCCAUUUACUUAAAGGAAGCGUUUGUUCUCAUGGAAAAAAAUUACCAUUUGUUUGUUUCUUACUUAAGGUGUGGUAAGCAAUAUGUUUUUACUCUUCCACUGGGAUUGGACCACUUUGGUCUUGACGUCCACCGCAAACUGUCCGUUGUGGAUCCAUCCGGUGGAAGAGUAAUAGUGAACACAGAUAAUUUUACCUUCUAAUCAAACAGUUCAUGUGAGGCUGUAUCAUACCAUAGAUUUGUGGAAAACACCUGUCCUCUGACCAUUCAACAAAAAUAUUUAUAGAUAACUCCCAAAAUAUUUCAACCAUCUUUCAUGAGUGCAAAAUAUCCCACAAAUCCGUUUUUGAUAUGAGCCACAUGAAAUUGUCUUGGGUGAAUGAAGUUAUUUCUGUUCAGUGUUCUUGUACACAGGAAUUUUAACACUGCAUUAGGACUACAUCAUAGGUCCAAAUGCAACUGUACAUGCAAUCGAAAUGUUUUAUUUUAUUUCCAGAUAUUUUAUAUAAAAAUAAUUGUAACAGAUAUAGGAAAAUGUGUAGUUUUUAUCCCUGUAAUUGAACGUUACAUGUGCUUCGUGGUGUUUUUUUGAAUUUAGACCCAAUAUUGUUAUGUGUUUCUGGUAUUUUAAAAAUUAUAUUUGUUAAACCACACCUUGGUAGAAAAUUGUAAACAAAUUACUCAACAGCGCUGUACUUACUGAAGAUGUCCUUGAAAUUUGUUACUAAAAUUGAUCAUGUUAUUCAAAAUUUUCAUUUUUCCAAAUUUGAAAAAAAAAAGUUAGAAUAUCAGAAAUUGAUGAACAGGGAGAGAGAAGAAAAACUACACAAUAUGAAUUAGAUCAUUAAAUGGUCACUUCAUUAGAUAUCAAAUCUCGAGGACAUUAACUAUGUUUCUGGGAUGUGGUGAUGUUUUUUUGUGAAGAAAAUGUUUGUUAGAUAAUUAUUUUGUUUAAUAGCUUGCCAUGCUGGAUUUUUGGUGUGGUGAAGUUAGUUCAAUUUGCUCAGAAGUGGUAAGGGAACUCAGCACCAGUGACCCAGUUUAAACUUUUUUUGUUAUUUAAAAAAUUCAAUAGAAUAAAUAAAGUUGAUAGGGUUUUGUCUCACUUGUUGAUAUUUUUACCUGCAUAUAAUGAAUCAUGUGUAUGUCAAAUUGUCCAUCUCAUGCAUAUGAGGUUAUCAGUAAUAAUUAUUUCUAAGUUCAAGAAAAAUAAUCCACACAUACAUGACAGUGUGAAAAUAGACAUAUCAUUUUCUGCCUUGAUUUAAUCUGUGAUCAAGAGACUUUCCAUUAACAUUAUGUUGGUAUAUGACUAAUCCUCAGAAUAGCUGGAUUAUUGUGAACAAACGGAUCUCUUUGCCUCUUUUUGGAUAUCCUUUCAUUAAAAGUUUACACAAAACCACUCCAAAAUAUCUUCUACAUUCGGAUACACAUAGGGCUGAAUUUAGGGGCACAUUUUGCCGUUGGUAUGUGUUCUGGAGCAUAGCCGGGUUAUGAUUUUUCCAAUCUCUGGUAAUUUUCUCAAGAACAUUGAACAACUCUAAUUUCGAUGAGUAGAGUUGUACGGUAUAACUCGUGAUUAUCAAUAAAAUUGUUCUCGUAUGAAAAAAAAAAAAAAAUCAAAAAGUACUUUUAAUGCUAGCAUAUUAUGACAAUUUUAACGAGCCAUACAGUAUUUUGUGGUAUAUGAUAAAACAUUAUAGUGAACCUGUUGUAGAGUAGUGUUUCACAUCACAGUAUACAUUGUAUAAUGAAUAUCUAGUCAGUGAUGUCUGUCUUUAAAAUACCAUACUUAAACUCUCCACAUAACAAUUAUUAUAGCACAUUGAUACAAAUUUUUUUUUUUUUAAUUAUUAUAUGUACUGCACUUCUCGAAAAAAAAGUUUGAAGUCUCUGCAGCCUUCAGAAUAACACUAUUUAUGUGUCUUGCCAGGUAGCGAAACCUGGUUUGCGUUACUCUGAACUGGUUGCUACAGAGGGUAUAAAGAAAACAUUUUAUAAUAGCUCUGGCAAAAGCUGCUUAACAUGGGCUAAUAUUGAGUAAAGAUUCACACGUGUAUAUUAUUAUUAUUAAUACAAAUAAAAAGCAUUUAUUUCAUAUAAACCAGACCUAGAAAAGUAAGAUCAUGGAAGAUCAUUGUACGUCUUUAUUUUGGUUUUCCUUAUUUGUCGACCUCAGCGAAGGGCGGCAGGAAAUGACCGCAUUACUUUCUGAGUAAAGAAAGCACUAAGCCACCUUUGUUAAAUAUUAGUUAUGAAUUGUGUUGUGGUUUGGCUGUGUACAGAAUCGUAUGCCAUUAAACAGUUUCAAAUAAAAA